GGGGGGCGGGGCGAGCCCGGCAGGGAAGGCGGCAGGAAGCAGCCGGGCCGCGCUGCUGCUGACCCGGCCCCACCACAUGGUGCCCGCCGGCUGCUCCCGCAGGCUGGUUUCUAUUCUCAAUCGGGCCCUAGAAGACUGUGCUGAGCAAAGGAGGAAGCUAGGCUACAGCUUAAAUCAAUGUCAAGCUCUUCUUGGAGAUUGUGCCUUUCAGGAACACAGAGCAGACCUGGAAGCAGAUUUCUACUGAAGAUUCAUGCUCCUGAAAGUCCAAAGUUGGAGGCCAGCACAAAGAGUGAAGGUGAGAAUGAGCCUUCACCCAAGGAACUUGAGGAACUGGAGCUGCUCACUAGAGCAUUGGAGAAAGUUUUAAGAGUCCGGAAAAGUGUCCUGCAAACUCCAUUGCGGACUGUGGGAGCUGCAGAAGGAGAGAAGACUUCAGAUAAAAAGCCUGCUGCUAAAGCAUCUAUAACAGAGCAGGUACCUGUGUCUAAGGAAAGCAUUCCUAAGACCAUCAAAGUGACAUCUUUGAGCAAGCCUGUCACUUCCAAAAAGCCAUCAGCAUAUGUGCUGAAAGCUCCCUACCGGACUGACCUGGAUGUGAAAAGAAGCCACAGGAAAGCACCAGCCCAGCAGAGCUCCAGGAUCCCAAGGGCAGCUGUGAAGGGCUCCACUAAAGGAACUUCCUCCCAGCAAGCAAAGACGAAUGUACCAGUCAUGGGUCGGAAAGUGAUCUAUGCUGCUGCAGGAUCCCAGCAGGCAUGUGGUUCACCCAGAUCUCCCCUGUGCAAAGAGCAAAGCUUUGCCUUUGGGGACUCAACCAGCCAUGAGAAUUCAGGAGCAGCCAACUUCCAUUUAGUCAAUCCAGAGAAGAAUUGUCCUGGUUCCUUGGCAGAGUCACUAGUGACACAGAAUCCCAUGGCAGGAGAUAUCCCAGAGAGGAGUCCCACGCCCCAGACAUGUACCCUCUGGGAAAAGGGGUCCUUGCUGAAGCUGCCUCCUCUGUAUAGGAAAACCUAUUCCAGGAAUUCCAGGCUGUGGGAGACAUGUUGUCUCUGUCAAACGAGUGCAACUGCAGCUGCCACAAGGAACCAUUUUGUAGAGAGAAUACAGACAACUUUUUGUCCAUCUACUCCAACCAUAAGUCCUGCAGAGAUAGAAGAGGAAGUAAAUGCCCUACAUGAUGCCUACACCCUUCUGAGUCACCAUUUCAAAGCUGAAAACACAGGCCAUACAACAUGGCAGAGUGAGUAUGAAUGUCUUCUAACUUUGGAAGGUCUGCAAACCACAGUAUCCCAGUGUCUGAACAAGUUGCAGCAGUUGCGAAGGGCUGCAGAGUCACAGGAGAGGCUACAAGCAUGCUGCACUGGGGGUGCAGGAUGCCCCUCUGCAGAUUGUACUCCAUUCAGAGGACGGAGAUGUGGAAACAUGAGUGUCUUGGCAGUGCCUCUUCUUUACUACUCCAGUCUCCAGGAGCUGAGGGACAUAACAGCUUUGAAACUGCAGGUGGCAAUGCUUUGGCAGAAAAUCAACGUACAGAAGGUCAUGAUAACCGAGCUUCUUCCAGUCCUGGAAUACAGGAUCCAUCACAAGGAUUCUGUCUCUCAUCUCUACCGUGCUGUUUACACUCUACUCUGUGAAGAUGGCGAACGAUUUCCUGUGCUGGUGAACGAUGAGCUGUCAGACUGACCCAUCAUUUUGGCUGCUCUUCUGCCAGCCAUUUCCACACCCAGGGAGAGCACUAAUUAGUAAACUUCCACCAAUAAUUUUUUCUCUGCCCGUUUAUCAAGCAAAGGAGAGAGAAAAUUAAAUUUCAUGCCUGGUUUCUGAUGCCCUUUCUAACUUUUUGUUUUUUUUAAUUGUUUUCACAAGCUACACACUCAGAUAUUCUUGAAAGGCUUUUAAGUACUGCUGUCUGGGAUGAAACCUCUUCAACACUUUUCCAUGAGUACUGGAACACUUUUUCAGGAUUACCCCCUACUGUGACCUUGUCUGAGCCAUCAAGUUAACCAGGGUUGAGCUACACCAGUACUUGACUCAGAUGUACAUAGAAAACCCAGAUGCUGCAGGAUGUAGUUCUGAUGAACCAGGAGAUGGUGCUCUUUCCUCUUACUUAGUACUGAGCCAGUACUCUGUGGUGCUCAAAGUCUUGUCUUUCACAGGAGACGAACCCAAGUUCUGUCUAGUUCAUAGCAAUAAAGAUGCUAUGGCACUUUUCCUGAGAAUAGCAGUUUGGAUCCUACUGUUGCAUCCAAAUUCCAGUUGAAAUUGUUUAUAUAUUCACAAUUAAAUGUGCUGUUCCUCACA
This is a messenger RNA of Gavialis gangeticus (Gharial), 2304 nucleotides long. It is a transcript of the gene TEDC2, whose product is annotated as chromosome unknown C16orf59 homolog. Bases 178 to 1686 code for a protein of 502 amino acids. The record is from RefSeq and is a predicted model, not a curated record. The transcript has 11 exons. Lineage: Eukaryota; Metazoa; Chordata; Crocodylia; Gavialidae.